UUUCUUUUUUAUACUCAUCUCUCUCUCUACAUUGUCUGUACCAAAAAAAAACCCAAAACCCAAACAGAAAAUUUUGAAACUAAGUCAUGUCAAGUCUGCUUCUUCAAUCAAUAGCUUUAGUUAUUAGUAUUUCUCUCUUCUUACAAGCAGAAACUGCUAAAGCUGAGCUUGUGUUAAAGAAUGUUAGUAGCAGAGGAAAAAUGAGUAGUAGCAACUGCAAUUUAUUUCAAGGAAAAUGGGUAAUUGACACUUCAUUUCCUCUUUACCAAUCUUCCAAUUGCCCUUUCAUUGACCCAGAAUUUGAUUGCCAAAAAUAUGGACGCCCUGAUAAAGAAUACCUCAAAUAUGCUUGGAAACCUGAUUCUUGCAAUUUACCCAGAUUUGAUGGGAAGGAUUUCUUGAAAAGAUGGUUAGGGAAGAAAAUUAUGUUUGUGGGUGAUUCAUUGAGUUUGAAUAUGUGGGAAUCUUUGGCUUGUAUGCUACAUUCGUCGGUGCCUAAUACCACUACUUCUUUUACCAGAAAAGAGGCAAUUUCUUCUGUGACUUUUCAG
Molecule: messenger RNA, 551 nt
Organism: Nicotiana tabacum (common tobacco)
Lineage: Eukaryota; Viridiplantae; Streptophyta; Magnoliopsida; Solanales; Solanaceae
Source: RefSeq, a predicted model, not a curated record